Molecule: messenger RNA, 1173 nt
Organism: Iphiclides podalirius (scarce swallowtail)
Lineage: Eukaryota; Metazoa; Arthropoda; Insecta; Lepidoptera; Papilionidae
Source: the annotation of a GenBank genome assembly
AUGAUAAAACGGCUCGACGUGUUAAUCGUCGCGAUUUGCAUAUCGGUCUGCGCUCGCUGCUCGCGCGGUAUACACGAAGACGCGAAGCUGAACUUCACCUCGUUGGCUGCGAAAUACGGGCACAGAGUGGAAGAGCACCACGUGGUCACCGAGGACCAGUAUGUCCUUAAACUGUUCCAUGUCGUCGGCGACGCGCGGCGGCCGGUUCUCCUCGUCCACGGGAUGGUGGACAGCGCUGACACGUUCAUGAUCCGCGGCAACGCUUCCCUGGCCAUCGCUCUCGUCAACAAUGGCUACGACGUUUGGGCGUUCAACGCUAGGGGCAACAGGUACUCCAGGUCCCACCGCCGGCUCAACCCCGACGUCGACAUGCGCUUCUGGGACUUCAGCUUCCACGAAAUGGGCUACUACGACCUGCCCGCGGCGAUCGACCACGUCCUGGGGCGAACGAAGCAGCCGCAGCUGCGCGCCAUCGGGCACUCGCAGGGCAACACUGUCUUCUACGUGUUGGGCUCGACCCGUCCGGAGUACAACGAGAAGAUAAAGGUCAUGAUCGCUCUUGCGCCUGUCUGCUUCCUGGAGCACGUGAAGCCGCCCGUGUCUACGCUGCUGGAUUCAUUUCCCGUCUUCGAUCGAGUGCUACGCCUGUUCGGUAUGGAAGAAGUGUUCAAUGACCGUUCACUGGUGAGGAGAGUGUUCGAGGCGGUGUGCAGCGCCGGCGCUGUGAGCUACGACGUGUGCGGCCACGGCCUCAUAUUCGCCAUCAGCGGGAGCGACCCCGCCGAGUUCGAGCCGGAGUUCUUGCCGGUCGUAGUCGCCCACUAUCCCAGCAGCACGUCGAGGAAGAACGGCGUCCACGUGGGCCAGGUGGCGAGGCGAAAGCGCUUCGCCCGGUACGACUACGGGCCGAGGGGCAACGCGGCCGUGUACAACGCAUCUGUUCCGCCCUCGUACGAUUUGGGCAAGGUGAGCAUGAGGAUCGCCCUCUUCGCCAGUCGCAACGACGCCAUCUCCUCCAUACGCGACGCCGAAACCCUGAGGGACCGUCUGCCGAACGUUGUCGAUUACAAAGUGCUCAAAUACAAGCGCCUCAAUCAUUUAGAUCACGUCUGGGGCCGGAACAUGCACAAGUAUCUGUUCCCGUAUAUAUUUUCAACGUUAAGUGCGUACGAC